Molecule: messenger RNA, 3093 nt
Organism: Daphnia pulicaria
Lineage: Eukaryota; Metazoa; Arthropoda; Branchiopoda; Diplostraca; Daphniidae
Product: unextended protein-like
Exons: 16
Coding region: 1-2619 (872 amino acids)
Biological process (GO): transport; magnesium ion homeostasis
Cellular component (GO): plasma membrane
Molecular function (GO): transmembrane transporter activity
Source: RefSeq, a predicted model, not a curated record
AUGGUUCAGGAUACAGGGCGCUCGUGGAACAUUUAUCGGCGCUUCAACAGCGCCACUUCGUCAACUAACUCGACUCCUGUUGAUUUGUUUGGGUUAAAACCGGAUGAUUUUGAAUUCUUGCGUGUGCUCGACCGAGGGAGUUUCAGCCAAGUCCUCUUGGCUCAUCAAGGACUUCGAGAAAAGGGCCGUGGCGCAACAGCUCACAGGUCUCGUCAAGUACCAACUCGCUUAUUGACUCCCGCCAAUUGGGGAUCCAGCAAAGAAAACCGUUUCCAUUCAGAGUUCGCCAUCUCUCAUACCGGACUAUUAGCAGUAGUCAACACUAGAGUACAACGGCGUACAGGAUUGUCCCACGUCUUACGAUUGUUUUCGCCGCGGACAUGGUUGAAAAUCGAACUUUUUUCGUUAGCCAGAGGCCCAGAGCUUCCCGUCUCCGUACCAGCUGUGCGACAACCGUUGGCACUCGGUCAAGGCCAACUACGUCGAGAACGCCCUCAGGCUCAAGGUGGACCACCACGACGAGCAGUACGGAUUCUCCAGCAACGGACACGUCAAGGAGGCCAAAACCCGCAAUCCGCUCUUCAUCGGCGGCCUGCCAGACAAGAGACACCGGCACCUGCCUUCUACAUCUGCUCUUUGGAGCGUGCCAACGGCCACAGUCACUGGACUCAUCAAGGCAGCGAGCCGGGACUCAAAGUGCGGACCUAUCAGCGGGCGCUUCCCCUUUGGAUUCAAGUCAUCAUCAUCGUCUUUCUAAUGGCAUUUUCGGGUCUCUUCUCCGGUCUCAAUCUGGGUCUCAUGGCCCUCGAUCGGACCGAGCUGAAAAUCUACGAAAACACGGGCACCGAUAAAGAGAAACAAUACGCCAAAACCAUCAGUCCCGUACGCAAUCACGGCAAUUAUCUCUUGUGCACUUUGCUCCUUGGCAACGUCUUGGUCAACAAUUCGUUGACCAUUUUGCUGGACGAUUUGACGUCGGGAAUCGUCGCCAUUAUCGGAUCGACUGUAGGCAUCGUCAUCUUUGGUGAAAUUAUUCCGCAGGCCAUUUGUUCACGUCACGGACUUGCCAUUGGAGCCCACACAGUUUGGAUUACAAAGUUCUUUAUGCUCAUCACCUUCCCGAUGUCGUAUCCCAUCUCUUUGAUACUGGAUCGGAUACUGGGCGAAGAACUCGGCGCUUAUUACAACCGAGAAAGGUUAAAAGAAUUGAUCAAGGUUACGAAAGAAUAUCACGAUCUCGAGAAGGAAGAAGUCAAUAUUAUCGCUGGUGCGUUGGAACUUCGACGGAAAACGGUGGGCGACAUUAUGACUCGGCUGGAAGACGUUUUUAUGCUCAGUUAUGAUUCGCUACUCUAUUUCGAGACCGUCUCUGAGAUUAUGAAGCAAGGAUUUUCGCGUGUACCCAUCUACGACGGAGAACGGAAUAACAUUAUCGGAUUACUUUUUAUCAAAGAGCUCGCUCUGGUAGAUCCGCAGGAUGCCAUUCCAUUGAAAACGCUGUGCAGAUUUUACAAGAAUCAGUGCAAUUUCAUCUUCGAAGAUACCACACUCGACAUAAUGUUUAAAGAAUUCAAAGAAGGCCAUAAAGGCCACAUGGCAUUUGUUCAACGAGUCAACUGCCAAGGAGAUGGAGAUCCGUUCUACGAAACUGUUGGUUUGGUCACGCUUGAAGACAUUAUCGAAGAGUUAAUUCAAGCUGAAAUCGUCGACGAAACGGACGUGUGGAUGGACAACCGCAGCAAACGUCGACGAGAGAAAGGAAGACUAUUCCAGGAUUUCAGUGGCUUCGCCCUGCAGUACCACGAGCAAACUGCUCACAAGAUCUCCCCGCAAUUGGCUCUAGCAGCGUUUCAAUUUCUUAGUUCAUCAAUUGAUCUCUUCAAGACCGAAUUGAUCUCAAACAACGUUCUCCGGCGAUUGAUGCAACAGAGUCAAAUCAUUCGCUUUAUCCGCGUUAACAAAGAAAAAUCAGAGUUUCACCCGGCAGAGACGCUCAUCUUUCAACAGGGAAAACCAGCCGACUAUUUCGUGCUGAUCCUUGAAGGACGUGUGGAAGUGACAGUUGGGAAAGAAAAUUUAGUUUUUGAGAGUGGGCCAUUCAGUCAUUACGGUUCACAGGCCCUAACGUCCUACUCGUCGGCAAUGGAGUCGGCGUCUUCUACUCAACUUUCACGCAGCGUUCAAUCGGUGCGGAUGGCCGUCUCGCCCGACGGCGGAGUUGGCAGCGCAGCGCGUGGGCAAACGUUCGUCACCGACUACACGGUGCGUGCCAUCACUGACGUCGUCUAUUUCUGCCUCAGUCGGAUACUCUACCAAGCAGCUCGAAGUGCCACUGUACUCGAAAGAACGCAGCGCGGUGACGCAACCAAGCGGAUAUCAGACUGUGACAGCAAUUUGGAGCACGUCUUGAUCUUUUCCAACGGAGAAGAAGCAAUUGGUUCAGGGGAUCACACACUCAACGAAAAUUCUCCGCUCAUCACGCAAGGCGGAUACUGUACAGAUUAUUUGAUGUCCGACACUACUGCGAUCGCAUUAGACUCUCGCCAGGAAGAUUUAUUGAACGGCCCAUCAUUACCCGCUCAAUCCAGUUUCCUUAUUGGAGAAAACCCUGGAAAUUAGAUCAAUGAAAGGAUACAGGGAUUUGAAGAAUUAUUUCCGUCUCUGAGAAUUUAAUUAAGUCUCCCGAUUGAAUUUGUUUUAAGGGAAAAACUGAAAUGAACAAGAUCAUCUAAAAGAAUAAUAAUAAUAAUGAAGAAAUAUUGUUUUUUGUUAAUCAAAUGCAAGUGACAAGCUAUAGACACCGUACGAAAAUUCAGAAAUAACCAGAAAUAGAUGCCGUUAUUACAAUGUUAAUUCCCUCGCAAAUUUGCACAGUCACACAUUUCAAAGCAUUCAGUUUCUUUCUAUGCAUAAUAUAGUGAGAUCAAGUAUGUUUGUAUGUACUUAUGAUAUAAAUAUGUCUAAAGUUUUGCACGAUUCCUUUUUGCGAUAUGCAGUCCCUUUGUAACUAUAUUAAAAAACAUUUAAACCUGUCGGUCUUCCGUCAAGAAAGUUGUCUAGCCUUUAGCUAGAUCUUAAUACAAACCUCAGUCU